Porites lobata is the source of this 344-nucleotide messenger RNA. The record is from the annotation of a GenBank genome assembly. Lineage: Eukaryota; Metazoa; Cnidaria; Anthozoa; Scleractinia; Poritidae.
AUGGCAGAACCUCCGAAAACACCGACUAAAGCAGCAACCCGGGUUUGUCGAACCUGCAACGAAAACAUAGUUGUGAAGAAUCAUCCUUUAGAUUUAUUUGGUGCAAAGGCAUCACAAGAAAACAUUCCUUCGGUUCUGGAAAGGUUCUUUGAGUUAAAAGUUGCGUUAAACGAUGGUCUCCCGUCAUAUAUCUGUAGAUGUUGUUACCAUAAAGUGGUGAAGUUCCAGGAAUUUUUUAGAAAAAUAGCGUUUUCGAAGCAACAACAAGAGUCAGUUUUACGUGUCAAAAGAGGGAAAACAACGGCAGAGAGUCCAUCGGGAAGAUCCCCGCAAACGAGACGUGA